AUGCCGAACGAAAAAUUGAUGAAACGAAAGGGUUUCUGUGAUCCACCUUGUGCACCUGGGGAGGCGUGUUUUCUUAGCCCAAAUCAGAAAUGGGAAUGCCGAAUGACAUUGCGGAAUUGCAAUCCCGCGUGCGCUUCCGGUGAGGUUUGCAUAAAUGAUGGUGAAUCAAAAUGCAUGAAACGGGGUUCUUGCGAUCCGCCCUGUGAUACGGCGGCUGGAGAACGAUGUGUUGGAAAAUCUAAUGGCUCUGCUCAAUAUGAAUUCGAGAAGAAACUCGAGAUUCAGGCUGGCGGUUUUGGGAAAGUUUCCUACAAUAAGUUGAACAACCAAGAUGUGGCCAUAAAAAUGAUGGAGGAUCCAAAGGAGAUUCUCCAAGAAGCAAAUAAGCAUAGACAUGUCAAAGAUUGCAAGUUUAUUGUUGAGAUACUCGGAAUCAUUUUUGAUGAGACUGAUUCGCCGAAAGGUUUGGCACUUGAGUUGUGCUAUUUGGGAACGCUUUAUCAAGUGAUUAUGGGCUGGGAAGUGCAUACACUUUACAACAUCUCUCAUAUCGUCCUUUGGAUGGAGCAAUUGGCCUCGGUGUUGCGCUACUUGAAAGAGAAAGAGCUCGUUCAUCGGGACCUCAAGCCUCUCAAUAUUCUGAUGUUCGACAAAUACCGCGAGAUUCGCGUCUGUGAUUUCGGCAUCUCAGCCUGGGAAGAAACUGUGUCGACUCACUUGGCCGAUCAUCGAGAUGACAUGUACAGUGUGGGGAUGAUUCUGUGGCAACUCAUCUUCAGAAAACAUCCAUAUCUUGACUCCAAUGCUGAAAAUCCGGCAAUUGAUAACGAUGAUGUGUUGGAAAGAGUGGAGAAUGGGGAAAGAUUGCCACUUGAUGAGACACAUUCAUCCAUUCAGGAAGUGAUCUCGGGCUGUUGGGCUCAUGAGAAGGAUGAGCGUUUGAGUCCUCAAGAACUAUACGACAAGAUGGCUGAGUGGCGAGAGAAGAUUCAAACAUCGAUGAAAAAGUUUGAAUCUCCGCGUCUCUUCAAAGAGCCCUACUCCUUUGUCCGACCUCAUGGAACGUUUUCAUGCACUCACAUAAAUCUCGGUGCUGAUUAUCAAAAAGUUGAAGAUCUCGGGUUCUGCGUUCCGAAAUUUGCAAAUCUCAUUCACAAUCCAAGAAACAAUCAUGAUUUGCUGCUUAACAAAUCGAUGAUUGUUGUGUACAACAAAGCAACAAAAGAGGCACAAUUUUGGAAAGUUGUU
Mesorhabditis belari is the source of this 1248-nucleotide messenger RNA. The record is from the annotation of a GenBank genome assembly. Lineage: Eukaryota; Metazoa; Nematoda; Chromadorea; Rhabditida; Rhabditidae.